Messenger RNA from Ornithorhynchus anatinus (platypus), 3081 nucleotides. RefSeq names its product signal transducing adaptor molecule (gene STAM). Gene Ontology annotation, cellular component: ESCRT-0 complex. The record is from RefSeq and is a predicted model, not a curated record. Bases 144 to 1739 code for a protein of 531 amino acids. The transcript has 14 exons. NCBI's taxonomy places the organism in Eukaryota, Metazoa, Chordata, Mammalia, Monotremata, Ornithorhynchidae. Gene Ontology annotation, biological process: protein transport to vacuole involved in ubiquitin-dependent protein catabolic process via the multivesicular body sorting pathway. Gene Ontology annotation, molecular function: phosphatidylinositol binding; ubiquitin binding.
GCCGGGCCUGAGAGGGCAGGCGGUUGUCUGUCUGUCUGUCUGGGUCUCUCCGUCUGUCUGGGCCUGUGCGUGUCUCUGGCCGCGUCCCGCGCCGGCCCGGCCCUCCUCUCCUCUCCUCUCCCCUCCCCCUCCCGCCCGCCGCCAUGCCGCUCUUCGCCUCCAACCCCUUCGAUCAGGAUGUGGAGAAGGCAACCAGUGAGAUGAAUACUGCAGAAGACUGGGGUCUCAUCUUAGAUAUCUGUGACAAAGUCGGUCAGUCUCGUACGGGACCCAAGGACUGUCUCCGAUCUAUCAUGAAGCGAGUUAACCACAAGGACCCUCAUGUGGCUAUGCAAGCCCUGACACUUCUAGGAGCCUGCGUUUCCAACUGUGGGAAGAUCUUUCAUUUAGAAGUGUGUUCGAGAGAUUUCGCCAGUGAAGUAAGCAACGUAUUGAAUAAGGGUCAUCCAAAAGUUUGCGAGAAACUAAAGGCUCUAAUGGUGGAGUGGACAGAUGAAUUCAAAAAUGAUCCGCAACUCAGCCUAAUAUCUGCCAUGAUCAAAAACCUUAAGGAACAAGGUGUCACGUUUCCUGCUAUCGGUUCACAGGCUGCAGAGCAGGCAAAAGCAAGCCCAGCUCUCGUGGCCAAGGACCCUGGAACAGUGGCCACUAAAAAGGAAGAGGAAGAUCUCGCCAAAGCUAUUGAACUGUCUCUGAAAGAACAAAGGCAACAGUCCACCACCGUUUCCAGUCUGUACCCAAGCACUUCAAGCCUCUUAACUAAUCACCACCCCGAGGGUCGGAAAGUUCGGGCCAUCUAUGAUUUUGAAGCCGCCGAGGAUAACGAGCUAACAUUUAAAGCUGGAGAAAUCAUCACGGUCCUUGAUGACAGUGAUCCUAAUUGGUGGAAAGGUGAAACUCUUCAAGGCAUGGGAUUGUUUCCCUCUAAUUUUGUAACAGCAGACCUGAGUGCUGAGCCAGAAAUGAUGAAAACAGAGAAGAAAACGGUACAAUUCAGCGAUGACAUUCAGGUAGAAACAAUCGAACCUGAACCAGAGCCAGCAUAUAUUGAUGAGGACAAAAUGGACCAGCUGCUCCAGAUGCUUCAAAGUGCAGAUCCAAGCGAUGAUCAGCCAGAUAUACCCGACUUGCUCCACCUUGAAGCAAUCUGUCACCAAAUGGGACCUCUGAUUGACGAAAAGCUGGAAGAUAUUGAUCGAAAACAUUCAGAACUCUCCGAACUCAAUGUCAAAGUGAUGGAGGCUCUCUCUCUGUACACUAAGUUAAUGAAUGAAGACCCGAUGUAUUCUAUGUACGCAAAACUGCAGAGCCAGGGAUAUUAUAUGCAGUCUCCCGGGGUUUCUGGGUCUCAGGUCUAUCCCGGCCAGGCCCCAAGCGGCAUCUAUCUGGUGACGGGCAGUGCCCAGAUGGGAUCGGUCCAAAGCUACAGCGUCCCCCCUGACCAGCUGUCUUCUCUGAGCCACGCAGCAGCCCCGCCCCCCGCCAGCUCAGCCCUGCCCGCUCAACAGGCCCAGGCCUCUUACACCAACCCGGUGGUCGGUUCUGUUCCAGGAAACACGUACCCCAACCAGACGGCCAUCUACAGCCCCCCGGCCGACGUCACCGCGUAUCAGAAUGCCGGAACUAGUAUGUCUCAAGGGCCCAACUACAGCCUAGCCUCCUCCACCCCGUCUCAGCCGGCAAGUAGCCAAGCCCCACCUCAGCCACCACAGACUUAUCCCCAGAAGGCACUGCUAUAGGACCCCGGACUAACGCGUCGUACUCCCGGCCAACCUCUGCUUAAUCGCAGCCGAAAACUUCCCACGUUUCUUCCUUUAAUAUCGUUAAGAUUUGUUUAUCAUCAGCUUACUAGGCGUCUCUCUUGGUGAACAAGUUCAAUGAUUCAAGAAGGUAGAACAGUUCAGUCUUCACUGACCUUUUAGGGGGUUUUCAUUGAUUUUUAUUUUUAUUCUUUUUUGGCCGCAGAGGAAUGAAAAUGCCUAGGAUCUUCGAUUCCUUUCAGACCGCCUGAAAAAUGGUACAAGGUUAUUUAUGUCUGGUGAAAUUGGGUAGUCUGUGCAAACUAAAACUGUCGUUUCAUCCACGUCUGUACAUAUAUUGCUGUUCUGACUUCAUUUGUGGCCAUUUUGAAUCGCUGUGGUGAUCAUGUGAAUAUAUUUAACAAUGUUAAAUUAAUUUACAUUACUGUUUUAUUUUUAAACCCAGACCGGCUCCCACGUUUCAUGGUUUUAGGAUGAACAAGGAUCCUCUUAUAGAGUGCAGAAAUGCCAAGCAGGCCCAUUUUAUCCUUGCGGGCUCCGUUGUCCACCUGGACGUCGGACGUUAUCGAUUGCGAAUGUCAUGGCUUCCUUCAGCCUCAAGUUACUAUCGGUUUGAAUCAGAUCAAGCGUUAGAGAUUGAGGACCACGAGAGGAAUUAGGAUUUUAUGCAGUAAUGCAGGGCUUGUGUCCUCAUGAACCUUCCAUUGAGGAAGACCUGGGCUUGGUAAUUUUACCUUGAUCAGAGCCCCAGAGACGUUAUACGACGGUUUCUCGUGACAUCACGUUGUGUUCUAUCCCAACUCGCCGUCAGUUCCCUAAAUCUCCCGUCGCAUUCUGUCCAAAACCCGGCGCCAAGACGCUCGUUCUAGGAAAGUUGACCGUACCUUACAUCUUUGUGUCCAGAGCAUAUGUUGAUUUAUUUUUUCAUAGUGACUGUUGAAGAUUUUGAACUGUGUUCUGUUCAGUGAUUGGGGUGACACCAAAGAUGGGGUGAUGAGUGGAAUGUUGAAACUGGAAAAACGUGAAUUACACUACAUUAUCAAAGUCUCUUGUAAUUAUUUAGGAUAUAAAGGACUGCGAAGGGAAUCCAACUCACCUGUCGCGAUCCCUUGCAGGAUUUACAGCCCACGUCUCUAACGGUGAAUUCGUCCAUCCUUCAUUAGAACGUAGAUAAGUAGAAGUUUCAAAGUAGGCCUUCGACUGAAUUCCAUAACUCCUUUUCCCAAUCAUCUUUAUUUUUUUCGUCGUUCCGUUAAGCCUCGUCACCUGGUGUCUUACUGUUGUGAAUAAUUUUCUUCAAUAAACUUGAGAAAUUGCCUGA